Messenger RNA from Anoplophora glabripennis (Asian longhorned beetle), 3012 nucleotides. Its product is annotated as exocyst complex component 4. Gene Ontology annotation, biological process: chemical synaptic transmission; exocytosis; Golgi to plasma membrane transport. Bases 73 to 2886 code for a protein of 937 amino acids. Gene Ontology annotation, cellular component: synapse; growth cone membrane; exocyst. NCBI's taxonomy places the organism in Eukaryota, Metazoa, Arthropoda, Insecta, Coleoptera, Cerambycidae. The transcript is spliced from 15 exons. The record is from RefSeq and is a predicted model, not a curated record.
GUCAAUCUAAAGGUUAUGUGAUAUCCAGUGGGAGGAAUUUUUAAUGAUAAGCAGAGUUAGUUUAACGAAGAGAUGGACCAGUCGCCCCCUAUUAAACCGCCCAGGGGGGUGAAACCCAUAAAAGAAACGAGCGGUCUGCUGAUGUCAGUAAUUCGCACCUUAUCAGCGAGCGAAACCAACGAACAAAGGGACAGGGAGAAGGCCAAGCUAGAAACCGAUUACAAAAUCUGCGACCAGAAACUAGACGAGCUAGUCUCCAAGCACGAAAAUGAUCUUACCAAGGUCAUGCAACUGUUUAGCACCAUUUCACAAAUCGUGUCGUCUAACAGAGAAAAAAUUAAGAGAGUCAAGGAAAACCUUCAAGACUGCAAGAAAAAGUUGAGGUGUCGAAGAGAUGAAUUGAAGAGCUUGUGGUUGGAAGGCUUGGAGUACAAAUACAUGCUGAAGCUGUUGGACGAGAUAGAAAAAAUGAAUGAAGUUCCUAACCGUCUGGCGAAUCACAUGUCCAGGAAACAGUAUUUACACGCUACGAACCUUCUGGUGGAGGCUGUAAAUUUGGGGAAAGGUACUUUAGAAGGGGUGGAGAGCCUGAAGGAGCUCAGUCAGGAGCUCGAGCAGAAGAAAGAGCAACUACACCUGCAACUGUUAUCCGAGCUGAAAAACCACUUGUAUACGAAGCCUUACCAACACAUUUUAGCGCUGCGCAGGCAGGGGUCGGGUCGAGACGGGUUUCUGAUUAAUUCUCCCUUGCAGAGAAGCACGGAAAUGAGGAGGUCUGGUAGGAAUCGAUCGACCGCCUCGAGGAAUCUUCUAAACGACAUCAACAGGGGCGAAAAACGGGACGUCGUCAACGAUAGCUUCGAAAUAGAGGAGGAUCUCGACAAGCCAAAUCCCGAAGAUGAUCCCAGGAAUUUCGUCGCUAUUUUAGUGAAGAGCUUGUGUUUACUUGAAAAGUUGCCUUUCGCCGUCAACAUUAUCGUUCAGGAGAUGCAGCUGUCGCUUUUGGGUAUUAUAGAGAAAUCCACGCAGCACGUUAAGGAUUACGCGGACGGGAUCGACUCGAAGCUCGCGCUGAAAGAGUUGGUACAAAUCGUCUUCGAUCAGUUCAAGGAAGUGGCGGACGCUCACUUUUUGUUGCUGAGAUUUAUAGAGAAGGCCAGUAGAGCCCAUAAAAUCGAAAUUAAGUUGUACAGCGUCCAGUAUUAUUGGUCUCAAGUUCAGUUUGUGCUUCAGUCUUUCCUCACCGAUUACUUGGAUAUCCAGAACAUGUCUAGCGACAUGCAGAUCAGUGAUAUUGUGGAUACAAACGAUAUUUCCAUGUAUUUCUCGAGGAGGAAACAGCCAACCAAAAAGAAGGCUUUGUUCAAAUUCGACGGCUCGUCGAGCGCCCUUACGCUGAGCAGUACCCUGAAAUCCACCAAAAAGGACAAAGUACUUAUAUGCCCCUCGCACCCGAACAACAUAUUGAUAGUGUUCAUCCCGGUCAUGUGCUUUAUCGAGGAAAUCGAACAAAUCACGAACGUCUCGCACGGGUCCUGCAAUCUCUACCAGUUCAUAACGCAACACGUCUCGAACAUCUACCUCAAACGCAAGUCCGAGGAGGUUAUUGAUCAAAUAGAGGCCGCGGUAAGGGCGUCGGACGCCUGGAAAGCCACUGUCUUGCUGGACUUAACCGCCGACUACAAGCCUUUGCUAGUGAGUACCGUGACGGUGGAACGUUGCAUACGGGAGUGGAAGGCCGUAUUGCAAGCGUUGCCGUUGUACAGCGAGAAAAUCGCGGAGUAUUCCUACAAGGCCUUGCGAGAGUACAAAGACACCUGCUACGCCGCUUACAGGGGCAUAGUCCAGCCCCAUUCCGAGGACCGUCGGAUCUGCAGCGCGGCAUGGCUAAAGGACGACGACAUCAGCAGGUUUUUAAAGUCGUUACCGAACUGGCUGAACCUGAAGGCCCAGCAGGAGUUCCAGGCCCGCAGCGAGCGUAGCCGGCGGGCCCUGAGGCGGGACCACCCUUCCGAGGAGGAAAGCCCGGAGGACGUCCGCAUGAGGAACAGACGGGAGGCCGAAAUAUUGGCCAGUAACUUGGGGGAGGGCGGCGUCUCCGCGGGGGAGAUACUCUCCGAUAUGAGCCUGCUGAAAGAGCUGGCGCAGCUGCAGGAGAGCAUGGAGUGGUUCUCGGUGAGGAUGUUCCAGUUCACCAGCGACUUCAGACAGGAGCCCUCGAGCCUCUCCCCGCCCAAGCAAGACAAUAACCACAAGGACUGCGCCCCGCCCAUAUCGGCCGCCACGUUGCAACACCUCACCGGCAUCGCCCAGGAAUUCGACGAGCUGGCCAACACGUGCCUUCUGCUGCUGCACCUGGAAGUGCGGGUACAGUGCUUCCACUACCUCUUGGCGCAGACAUACUACAACAAGGAGACGCACGAGCCCGAUCCGAAAGUGUUGGAGCUAAGCAGGGUGCUGGCGAACGUCGACGAGGCGAUGACCUCCAGUCUGCACCCCAGGAAGUGCAAGUAUAUUUUCGAGGGUCUCGGACACCUGAUAGCGAAGAUACUGAUCAGUUCGGCGCAGUACAUGAACGUUAUAGACGAGGCGGGGAUUCAGAGGAUGUGCAGGAAUAUAUUCGCCCUUCAGCAGACCCUGACGAACAUCACGAUGACCAGGGAGGUGGCUUUGGACCAUGCCAGGCACUACUUUGAGCUGUUCUUCUUGACCCCAGAGGAAAUACUGAAUGGGAUCGUAGACAAGGGCCCCGAAUUUUCGGAGCUCGAAUACAUGAACGCCUUCCAACUCCUCAAUAGGAGUAAGUCCGGCAAAGAGUUGGGACUGGUGUCCGUUCACUUAGAGAGGCUGUCCGACAUUCUCGGAGAGGUAGGCGUCACGGUCUAACGCUUCUAACGAAUACCUUGCUUUAACUAGUAUUUAUUAAAAUAAGUAAACUAUAAGUAGAGACACACAAAUGUUAUUAUGCUGUUAAGUUGUUUAAAAGAUAUUUUUAAUAAAACGUGAGGAAGA